Molecule: messenger RNA, 832 nt
Organism: Amoebophrya sp. A25
Lineage: Eukaryota; Dinophyceae; Syndiniales; Amoebophryaceae
Source: the annotation of a GenBank genome assembly
GAGAAGGCUCCGGCGACAGCAUAUCAGCUGGCUCGUUGGUGCAAGUGGAAGUUCCAAACUACAUCACGCCUGUGAUGCAUAUGCCAGAGCCGGUGCCUGCCGAUACAACUACGGAACUUGCGGCAACUAUGUCACAAGCGGCCGACCUUAGGGAACUUGCGGCAACUAAUCAAAGGACGAGACGGGACCUGGACAAUCUUAUGGCAAAAUGGCAAGACUUGAGGAUACAAGCAAUCGCUCAGGCUGAGACUCAUCGGACGAUGAAGAUUAACACGCUCAAGCAGGAGUAUGAGGAGAUCACUAGAAACGUCGCAAGUGGAGGGAUUUCCGCGGACCGAGUUCGCAAAUAUGAACUGGAUGUGGAGUGGUGGCCGAGAAUUUUCAAGCAGGAAGAUGAGGUCUGGGCCAGCGUCAGACUAUACCUAUUAAACAAUUUCGCCAAGCUGCAGGAAAAAUGGGAACAAUACUCUACCUCGGUGCCAGUAGUAUCACCGUUCUUAGUGUCCUCUACUGAGCAGAUAAGACUGUCUGAAGAACAGAUGCAAAGGGAUGCCCUAAUAAGAGCAACCACGCUGAGGUCAGACUUGGGCCAGCUUCGGCGAGGUAUGCAGGAGGAAGCCGAGAGCAAUUUAAAAAAAAUGACUGACGAAAGAAUGGGUCACGGCUAUGGGUAUCAACCAGGCACUCGCGUUUACACCUGGUGGAAGAUGGUGUGUGACGACCUUCGUGAGGGUGUGAUAAGAGUGCCUUAAUUACCUGGCGAACAGCCCUUCACUCAGUGAAUCAUCUGGAGAAGAACAAGAACAACCGCGUUGAAGAUGUCGAGCCUCGC